This is a messenger RNA of Fusarium redolens, 2664 nucleotides long. RefSeq lists its product as uncharacterized. Lineage: Eukaryota; Fungi; Ascomycota; Sordariomycetes; Hypocreales; Nectriaceae. Gene Ontology annotation, cellular component: microtubule organizing center. The transcript is spliced from 2 exons. The coding region runs from base 1 to 2664 and encodes 887 amino acids. The record is from RefSeq and is a predicted model, not a curated record.
AUGGAACGACCUCCUUCGCGGUCUUCCUAUGGAAGAACCGCUUCUCGAUCCUCAACAAGCACCACCAAUACAAGAGCUACAAUGCAUACCGCCCAUAGCGCUUUGUCUUUGUCAUAUGCUCCUGGAUCCCCCAAUUUAUCUCAGUCGCAACAUUCCCACCGGCUUUACCAUGCGACUUGCCAAAGACCAUCCAGUACCACUCCCCGAACAGCAACACGGACGCCGCGCUUGACUCGAGAAGCUAGCAGCGAGUCAACAAGACAAACCAUCAUAUCAUCAUUCCUUCAAGAGAAGCUUCAGCAAUCGCGCAUGGCCGAGAGCGACCGAUCGACGACAUGGUCGCGCAGCACUGAUGUGAACUCUUCGGGCGAAUUUAGUCGGAGCCUUGGUUCUCCCAUUAAGAAUUUGGAGGCCGAUGGACAUCGACCACAAUCCGCCGCUGGAAGUGAAUCCAAUAAAAAGAAGGGACUGGGGGUGAAGGAUAUGGAACAGGUCAUAUCGUCGCUUCACAAGAAGAACUUUGACCUCAAGCUAGAACUGUACCACCGCCGUGAACGACAGACCGCAUUAGAAGACAAGGUCGAGACUCUUGAGGUGGAAAAGUCACGAGCUGAAGAGAUGAACGACCACCUUUCAGCCGAGCUGGAGAAGCGCGACAAAGCAAUUGAGGAGGCGGUCGCUAUGAUUGUGACUCUCGAAGCCAGACUUGAGCAGUACGCCAAAGAACGUUCCAUCAUCGAGCAGAUCGAAGCCGAAGGCCAAUACGCCGCACCCACCUUCGACCCAUGCUACGAAGAUCCCAGACCCGCUACUCAGUCGCCGGAUAUGAUGAAGCAAAUGGGAGGUGGUAAGGCUAUAAAUCGCAUGCCGAGUUUCCUCUCUGACCACAGCGAGACAACAGAGAACCUGCGAAAUGUCUAUCUUGGCACUAGGGGUAGUAUUCUCAGUCUUGCGCAAGUCCCUGAGGGUUCUGGUGAAGCUGAUAACGGCCGUAACACAGCCCUGGGCAGCCCAAGCUUGAGCGUUUUGAGUGAAAGCUCCUUUGUCAGCGUGUAUGGAUCUAAAGAACACGAUAACAGCGGCAUACAAGAUGUGGACGAGCCUCUUGCCCUUGAUGGUGCUGAUAGUCUUCCAGCUAAAGCUAGUACUAUCAAUAGGCCAAAGACAGCUUUUGUCAAGUCGCAUGUCUCACCUAACAGAUCAGCUCGAUCGAAUUCUCUUUCAACUCGUCAAGCGCAAUUUGAUUCGAUCAACAACGUAAUUGAGUACAACUCUCCUGCCCGAAAGGCUGAUCGCAACUACGCUCCGAAGAAGGUGGAAGAACGACCUCAAGCUCGGGAUAAGGAUGGAGCCGAUGUGUUCACUGGCCGUUCUGUUGUGCCCGCCACUCAUCGACGUACAAAGGAGGAGAAGCGCGAAUCACUCCGGAGAGUCAUUACGGAUGCUCCUGGUGGUGUCAGGUUACAUGACCAAAACCUACCACCAACGCCAGACACUAUCUCAACUUCGACCCUGCGACGGUUCCAGAAUUCGAGCGACACACUAUCCAAACAUCCCACAAUGCAGCGAAGCCACGGUGCUCUCUCAGAGACAUCUGAAAAUGAAGGAAGCAUGGGAAUGCAUUCGGGUGUUCAACUUCAGGAACCUAUGCGUGCAGUUAAGGCUUCGGCUCAUAUUAUCGACCUGAACAACAGAGCUUACGUCGAGAACCGAGGAAGGUCUAUCCAACGUCCCCGCUCGGCCGACGAAACAACUAUAUCGAACCGACGAGGAAAUGAUUGGGAUACCGAUACCGACGAUUCAGACGUCGAUUCCCUCGAUUCGAGCCUCGAUAUCUGGAUGCGCGAAAGCGCCAAGCCUAACAAGAAUGGUGGACGAACCUCGCCUGAUCUGUUCAGCUUUCCGUCGAGCGCAACUAAGGGCGGCUGGUCGAUGGAAGCAAUGUAUGGACCUGGAAGUGGCCAUAAUGGGGGUGCAAGCAUAGGCACCGACUCUGAAAUGAUUAGGAAUCUGUUCCCUGUUCAGCAGGAACUCUUCUCGGCCUCACUGCCUCCGCCACCUCCCAACAGACGAUCGAGUUUGAAUGCUCAGACAGUAGCACAGCUUAAGAUCUCGAACUCGAGCCGUCCGCCGGCCAAUCCGAAGGUCUCUAAGUCAGGCCGUAAGAAGGGACAUCAGAGGAGGAACAGCGACGACAUCCAGAUGAGAGCGGAAAUGCAGGCUCAAGCACCACCUGUUGGCGAACAGAAGAAGAACCAUUAUCCGCCCAUUGCGGGCCAGCCCGCUCAGAACAAGUUCGCAAAGUUCUUCCGUCGAUCGUCAACUACUGCUCCAUCCCCUACUCCAACUUCAGAGACUGGACCUACUGAACCACCCAGCAAUGGGGUAUCCUCGAGCGUUAAUGGCGCAUCAGGACUUCCACCAUGGAUCAGCCGGACAGGCGUGGCAGAUGAGGACCGCGACAGUGCGACACCACCACCAAUCAUGCGAAGCUCUCGCCAUGGUCGACAUACAUCGGUUGACGUGGGUGACGAUUCAAUCAUGAGCCAGGAGCCAGGUACCCCAGGUACACCAAGAAUGGACAGGGAUACUUCAGAGCAAGUAGAUAGCCCAAGAGCAGGAGGCAAGAGAAGGUGGUUCGGUCUUAAAAAUAAACAAGGCUAG